This is a messenger RNA of Mercurialis annua (annual mercury), 795 nucleotides long. RefSeq lists its product as uncharacterized. The coding region runs from base 91 to 573 and encodes 160 amino acids. Lineage: Eukaryota; Viridiplantae; Streptophyta; Magnoliopsida; Malpighiales; Euphorbiaceae. The record is from RefSeq and is a predicted model, not a curated record. The transcript has 2 exons.
CUACAAUAUUAAUACAUGUGAACACCAACAAUUAAUGCACAUAUAAAGAUUAAGUAAGUGCUGAUUUGAAUCUUAAUAACAUGCUUAAACAUGUUUAACAAUAUCAAUGAGCAACAACAAAGCCUCUACACUUGUUCUUCUAUGGACCCAAGAAUCUCAUUCUCAAAUGAUUUUGUAGAAACACAAAUCAAAUAUGAAACACAUUAUAGAGAAGCACCAGUUUCUUCAGAUUUUGAGUUUUCUGUUAGAAACAACUCUAUGAUUAUUCCUGCGGAUGAGAUCUUCUGCAAAGGCAAGAUUCUACCAUUGAAGGAAGGCUCCACCAACCAGCUCAGAAAAAUGACUUUGCAAGAUGAAUUACUUGUUGAUGAUGAUGAUGAGGAGUAUGAAUUUGAUGUUUUCCCAAGGGUGCAGAAAAGAUCAGGUUGGUGGAAAGAAAGACUAGGCCUAAAAAAAGGUGACAAUAUAACUAAGAAAAAUCAUCAAGUUUUGGAAAGAAUAGUUGAGGAGAAGAGAUUUGGUUUUGUACAUGAAAAGAGACUUGAUGGGAAGGUUACUGGAAAUGUUGACUGAAGGAAGACUAAACAUUAUAACAAUGGAGGGUUGCAACAAGGCAUUAGAUGUGCUUUUUAAUUAGUAUUAUUAUUUUAAGGUUAAUCCACUUAUAUUGCAAGUGCAAGAAAGUUUUAAGCUUUGUGUUCUAACUUUUACUUUUGCUAAUGAAGUUAACAUUAGUUGUUUGUACAUAAGUGUUUGCACUUCCUUAAUCAAUAUUAGUAUUUGAAAUUUUUCUUA